Messenger RNA from Penicillium canariense, 3021 nucleotides. Its product is annotated as TAPT1 family protein. Gene Ontology annotation, biological process: maintenance of protein localization in endoplasmic reticulum. NCBI's taxonomy places the organism in Eukaryota, Fungi, Ascomycota, Eurotiomycetes, Eurotiales, Aspergillaceae. Gene Ontology annotation, cellular component: endoplasmic reticulum membrane. Bases 1 to 3021 code for a protein of 1006 amino acids. The transcript has a single exon. The record is from RefSeq and is a predicted model, not a curated record.
AUGAGCCCUGCGGCGGAGAGUAGCGGAGCUACUCCAAGCGAGGAGUGGAAGCUCAAUGGACAUGAGAAAAUGGAGGAUACUGGAAGUGGUGGAGCGUCUCAUUUCAACGAGGAAGAUCACAACGUCUCUGGGAUAUUGACGCCCUCUGAUACGGACGUCAGUGAGAGCCCAGCCGUCGCUCAUGACCGAACAACCGAACAUGGCGAGGAGAGUCUGAACGGUGGCUCUGAGGAACGGGCUACGAAUGGAGACGUCACCAAUGGGCAUGGCCUUGGUAUCUUGGUCGAACUUUCGGCAGACGAUGCAAACAAGAACGGCCGAGCGUCUGUUCUAGAAGGACCCAAAGUGAAAGCCGCUCUGGCCGAACUUGCUGGAGACGUGUCUCAAAGACCCGCCGACGAGAAGGAGCGGAUCCUGAAGUUGUCACCUGAGAAAAUUCAGAAGCUUACAUCCUCACCCGAGUCGAUUCCCUACCGCGCAGUGGCACAAGAUACAAAAUCCGAGCGAAGGGUAGUAUCGGAUAUCCCCCAUUCGACUAGAACACUUCGCCCAGAGAUCCGAGAGUCUAUUAUACAAUCGCUUAGCGAGGCAUCUCCGCUAGAUGAUCCGUUAAAGAGGCCUGCUAAGGACUUUACUCUGGAUGAAUCGUCUUUGCCUGCAAGCCUGGCUCUUCCACGAUCCGGUAACAAUGGCCCAGUUCGCAAUCGACCGCACACGUCUCGAACCUUUUCGACCCCUGGUCUUUCUCGGCAAUCCGUCGCUCCGCCGAAUGAUGAACGGUUGGCGCAAACGUGGGCUUCACGCUCAAAGCACGAUAGAAACGCCCCGGAUCGUGAUCUGAAAAGCCAUCUGGCAGCGUCUCCUCCAAUCAUCGAAUCCCCAAUGUCAUCCCCAAUGCCGCCUUCUAUUCCCAUUCCCCCAGUCUCGAUACCUACUUAUCUCCAGCUUGAGCUUGCGUCUGGCCGCCCAUCACCGCUGUAUAUUCAUCGGCCAUCGACCAACGAUUUUCCGUAUGAAUCAUCGAGCGCGAAGAUUGAAAGGUUGAUGAAUUUUCUGAUACUCCCUGGCGCACUCGAACAGGUGCUAGGCUUUGGCUCUCUUGCCUGUCUCGACUCAUGGCUCUACUCCUUCACCAUUCUUCCCCUACGCUUCGUGAAAGCGGUUUAUAUCCUCUUCGAAUCUUGGGCGAAGAACUUGAAUGCUGAGUUCUGGUCUCUUUGGAAAUUCGUUGUCACUGGCGUUGGGCGAGUAUGGCAGAGGAGGAGGAAUCAUGGUGAAAGACGCGAAAGUGAGCCUGAUGCGACACCUCGCUUGCCCAAUGGAUCUUCUACUGGGCAAGAUGCGACGCCAAUAGAACGAGAACCCAGACAUCGGAGCUCUGAGCCAUCAAAAAGGAGACACCGUGCGUCGGAAUCUCGCCGGCAUCACCGCAGGAAGAAGUCGAUACCAUCGACGUUGCUUCCAAACGAUAAAGCAGACAUUUUGACGGGCCUACUCAUGGUUGCGACUUGCUGGGCUUUGAUGUACAUCGAUGCCAGCCGAAUGUACCAUUGGAUUCGUGGACAGGCUGCUAUUAAGUUGUAUGUCAUUUACAACGUGCUUGAAGUGCUUGAUCGACUUUUGGCUGCUAUUGGGCAGGAUGUUCUCGAGUGCCUUUUCUCACGGGAAGCUCUCGAGCGCCGCCCAGAUGGAAGGAGCAAAAUUUUACGUCCAUUUGGACUGUUCUUGGCGGCACUUGUCUACACUGUGGCGCAUGCAACCUCACUCUUCUCCCAGGUCAUGACACUCAACGUGGCUGUGAACUCGUAUUCCAAUGCCCUUAUGACACUUUUACUAUCCAAUCAGUUCGUUGAGAUCAAAUCUACCGUCUUCCGCAAAUUCGAGAAAGAAAACUUAUUCCAACUCACAUGCGCGGAUGUCGUGGAGAGGUUUCAACUGUGGCUCAUGCUCACCAUAAUCGCCUCGCGCAAUAUUGUCGAAACGGGCGCAUUCAGCUUCAUCGGUGACCUCGGGCUAGGGUCUGGCUUUUCUGGCCAGUCUUCUACCAUCACCAAUAGCACGCCCUUGUCCACUCCCCCGCGGACCGCAUCAUCGAUCCUACCCCAGUCUUUUACCUUCUUCCCUUCAUCACUUCUAUCCUCCGUCAGCAGUGUCAACUCCUUCCUCCCGACCCUUGGCCAGGUACUGGGGCCGUUUCUGGUUGUCCUGGGAUCUGAGAUGCUUGUGGACUGGCUGAAGCACGCGUAUAUCAACAAGUUCAACAACUACCGGCCUGCUUUGUACGGCCGGUAUCUCGAUGUACUGGCCAAGGAUUACUAUACCAACGCCUUUGGGGAGCAAAACCUCACUCGUCGCUUGGGUCUUCCGGUCAUCCCACUGUCCUGUCUUUUCAUUCGUGUCUCCGUGCAGACGUAUCAGAUGUUCCUGGCCUCCCUGCUUCCUCAGCAUCCGUCUUCCACGGCAAUGCAGUCAACAUCCUUGUCAUCGAUCCACAAUCAUUACGCCCCCGCACCACUCCCAUCGAUGCCCCCUUUGACCUUGCGUACUAUCAUUCCCGCGUCCGUCGCCCAUGUCAGUGCCUUUCUCAGUACCCUCGUGGACAAUACGAUGCCAUCACCUGCGCAGUCUGUACAGAUCUUCACAGUCAUUCUGUUAUUGACCGGAUACAUUGUUCUUUUGAUUCUCAAACUUCUUCUGGGAAUGAGCCUGCUAGCCUUCGCCCGCUCCCGCUACAAGAAAAUGCAGGGUCUGGAGACUGAAACGCGCAAGCCAUCAUCCUCUCACCCCCCUCCCAAUGAAAGCUCGGCUCGAAAAAACGACUUCAGUGUUGAAGGGAGCCGACGCGCCGGCGGGUGGGGUAUGGUCGAGGUUGGUGAUGAAAAACGCAGGUGGAUCUAUGGCGAUGACCCGGAGGGUCUGCGGCGUGUGAAGGAGAAGGAGGAGAAGGACAAGAACAAAGACAAAGAUUUGAAGAUAGAUCAUGUCCAUCGGUACGAGAUGGUGGCGAAGAAGAUUUGGUGA